AUGCCGAGACGGAGAAUUAGAGAUCUACCAGAUUUAGUUGAAGAUUCUGAUAGUGAUGAAGGUCAACAUAUUGAUGUAGCAUUCAUUCCUAAUGAAUAUGAAAGUUCAGAUGGAGAUUCGGACGGUGAUCCAAAUGAAGAUACGUUAUCAAAUGAAUUACCAUCAGGUUCUUACAAACAUGUUAAAAGUACAUACACAAGUACUCAAAAAUUGUUGGAACCGAAUCAUAAGUACAGUUGGAAAAAUGAUGCUUUGAAUGAUAUUUCCCCUCAUGUCGAGAGCAACUUCAAUAUUUCACCUAUUUCAUCAUUGCAAUCCAAAAAUGCUUUGGAGUUGUUUGAGGUUUUCUUUUCAAUGAAAAACCAUAUCCUUGAAGCCACUUCUGAAAAUCAUUUUGAUUUAUGUAUGGAUGAUCUAGAAAAAUUCAUUACAAUCAUAAUGAUUACUAUCUUCAAUUCUAGAAAAAGUAUUCGUGAUUGCUGGUCAAAAAAGCGAAUCCUUCAGUGUCCAGUAAUUGCGGAACUUAUGUCUAGAAAUAAUUUCGUUGCCAUAAAAAAGAACAUACGAUUCUAUAAACUUCAAGACACUGAUCAAAAUGAUAAAGUCUGGAAGGUUAGAACUCUGUAUGAUAUGUUUCGUGAGAAUUGUAUGCAAUUUGGUUUCUUUGACUAUAAUUUAUCAAUAGAUGAGAUAAUGGUAAAAUACUUUGGUAGGUUUGGUAUCAAGCAAUGUAUAAGGAAUAAACCCAUCAGAUUUGGAAUAAAAGAAUGGGCACUCUGUUCUUCUGAUGGGUAUAUAUAUGAUCUUGAUAUUUACACUGGUAAAUCAGGAAUCGAUGAACGAAAUCCUUUAGUUGCCGUUGGUUUAGGGUCUAGAGUGGUGAUAAAGUUACUUUCGACUUUAUUAGAAAAAACACAAAGAGAAGAACUGAAAAAAUAUCAUAUUUAUUUUGACAACUUUUUCACGAACCCAGAUCUUAUGAUACAUUUGAAAAAAAAUGGUUUAUCGGCGACAGGAACUGUUCGGCAUAAUCGUGUGAAAGUGAAAGUCGAAAUGCCAAAAAAAGCUGAAAGAGGAUACACUAUUUCAAUGCAUGAAGUGAAUUCAAAAUUGAAUUAUAUUACAGUUAUGGACUCAAAGCCAGUAUCGAUUCUCUCUUCGAAAUAUGGGAAUGAACCAAAAGUUGAAAUGCAGAGAUGGCAGGAAUCAUCGAAAAAAUCUAUUCUUUUUCCUCAUUGUUUCUCUAUGUAUAAUCAACACAUGGGUGGCGUCGAUCUACAUGAUCAACACUGUAAUGCUUUGAUGCCUACAAUUCGAAGUAAGAAAUGGACAUGGUGACUUGUAUUACGAUUCAUCCAAGCAUCCUUAGCACCUUAGCAAACGCUACAGUGAUUUACAAUAAGUUACAUCCAGACGAAAAAAAAAGGUUCCAAAGAUAUUGUUCAAGAUGUUUGUGAAUAUUAUAUUGACAAGUUAUCUUCCAAACGUCCCCCCAAACGACAGAAACAGAGUGAACCUUCAUCCCAAGAACACGUAAUGAAACAUGGAAGUCUUAGGACAUGUGGAAUUUCAACAUGUCGGACAAGAACGGAAUGGUAUUGUGAGAAAUGUUCUAUACCUGUUUGCAAAAGUCAUAAAGUAGGACACGGCAAUGAACAAUAAUUCAAUCCCACCGAACAUAUUUACAAUAAUUCAUGUGAAUAUUGAUGGAUAAAUACAAUAAUUAGCUUCAUUCUAUACGAUUUUUUGAAACACUCUCAGGAGGCCGAAUGUUUCUUCCUACAUUACAAUAACUAAUUGG
Messenger RNA from Nasonia vitripennis (jewel wasp), 1801 nucleotides. RefSeq names its product piggyBac transposable element-derived protein 3-like. The transcript has a single exon. NCBI's taxonomy places the organism in Eukaryota, Metazoa, Arthropoda, Insecta, Hymenoptera, Pteromalidae. The coding region runs from base 1 to 1338 and encodes 445 amino acids. The record is from RefSeq and is a predicted model, not a curated record.